GCUGCAAGCUUUGCAGGCAGCACUAGCUUGACUAGCCUCAACCCCAAUCUCUCUUGCACUGCACUGUGACCGCACAGUCAUCACGCACGCCCCUUGCUAAGUCGCUCAUAGUGCUGUGCGCGGUGCGCCUGUGCGUUUGUAGCCUUCCUUUUUGUUCCUAGUCUCCUCAUCGGCCUCCACCCCCCAAAUCAGCUCGUCCCCUUUCUUGGUGCUGCAGCACGAACGCCUCCAGGUCGCCACCUCGGGAUCGCACCCAAAAUCCGAUUUUGAGCUCCCCGGCGAAGAGUUCGGGGCCGCCUCGUCAAGACCCGCCUAGCAGAUCGCCCCAUCGCUCUCGAUUCGUUUGUAAUUUUCUCUUCCUGAUUUUACUAUCACCAGGAAUAUAACAGAAGUUCAGCAUUGAGCAACAGUAUGCCGUGGACUCCCCUGUACUCGUUUUACCGCUCUAGCCGAAAGUCUGUCCGCCUUGUUGUGUUCUUCCGCGUGAUUUUGUAAGGAGGCUGCAUUUACAGAAGAUUCCUUUUCCUUUAUUGGUUCUCUAUUUUUGACAACAUAAGUGUGAAAAGAUUGAGAAUGUAUGUGAAGAUUGAGCUUAAGAGAUUCCGUGUUGUGAAGGAAGUGGGAAGAAUAGUAAUGAACGUUAGGAUCUUUGCUUGCUACCAGUUGAUUGAAGUGUGCCAGGCUGAGUACUUCCGUCAAUUGCUUAAGCCUGUCACGUAGUCUAAACACAGGACCAGGGUUUAGUUUUUCAUCUGUUAUUUUAGCUUCUAUUUUGAUAGAAAGUUGCAACAACAAAUCAGUGCAGUCGUGAUGAUGGCUACCUUGUGGUAGGACAUAUUUAGUCUCCGUUGUUGCAUACUGCAAGCAUAUUUUAGAAUCUUGAUUGUUUUGGGCAGUGUAGCCACUGCACCAAAUUAGGUAGAUUUACAGACAUAAGUGCAUUGGUGUCCAAUAUCUGCCAUCGAUCCAUGCAGAGGGAUCCAACAGAUUUCACUGGAAGCCCCUCCGCUUAUGGGCAUGAAGCUGAUGGUUGUAUUGCAAAUGGACUUUUGGGUGGCCAAUGCAACUACAGGGUUCCUGUUUCACCUGCCUUAGAUGUUCCUUCAGGCAUGGCAAGCCCUCAAAUCCGAAGCCCACUUGGUGUAUUUGAGUUCCAGCCUUCCAAGGUAUGCCCCAGAAACUACAUCAUCUUUGAUCACACUGAUAACAAAGGGUGCAUCGUGUAUCAUCCUGCCUUGGAGAACAAGCUGAACCCCACAAACAUCGAUGUGUUCCCGUACCAUGGUGAGGUAGUUUGCAGGAGUUCUGGCCAAGACAGUGGCAAUAUGGAAGAAGAGUCCUCAUCUUUCAAGGAGGACACAGAAGAGAUCGAUGCACUGCUGUGCUCUGAUGAAGAAAGUGAUGAAGAUGAUGUCGUGAGUACGGGGCGUACUCCUGACCCCUUGGAAAGUGGUCCCUUCGAUUCAACUUCACCGCCCAGGUUUAAGAAAACGAGGCAUUUUUCUGGAAAGAGUUCAGUUUGCCAUAGAUCCAUGGAAAAUCUUACUCAUGAAAAGAUCAGGAAGAUGGUAACAGUUCUUAGGGGAAUAAUCCCUGGUGGAGACCAACUGGAUACUCCUGCUGUGCUGGAGGAAGCUGUUAGAUACCUGAAGUUCCUCAAGAUGGAGGCGAAGAAACUCGGCGUGGAGGGGUCUAAAUAAAAUCUUAAGUUCUUAACGAUCCAUGCUGCAUGUGUGCGUGUGUAUGGACUUAAGUAAAGUCACUGUCAUCAUUGUUACUGGAUUGGCUUUUUCUGGGUGUGGAAGAAAGAGAAGGCAUCCAGCUUUUGCUUCUUUCAGCAAGCCUGAAAAGAUUCUGUUUAUGGGAUUCUGAUGCUUGGUUUUCUGGUACGGUCUUGCCGUUGCCGCACUGUGGCUAUCCCUGCCCCUCAAGGUGCGGUUAGAUCGUGCAGCGAAGCUUUGGAUGGUGCAUCAUGUUGGCUAGCUUCCUUUUGCCAUCUGUGACGUGGAACUUCACCUUUGCUGUGAUCAACCUUGCCUUAGUGAGCACACCACAGAUCACCAUGGGCAGACCCAGCUUAGAGGGAGCGGGGGCACAAGCCCUUGCUCAAAUUCUUGUUUUUCAAUGGACUUCAAUGAACUUAGUUUUUUUUUUUUUUUUUUGAAGUUGCAAAGGUCCAAUCACUGCUAUGCCUUCGCUCAUUUUUUGGGUUUUGGGCUAGAUCUGCCCCUGCAGAUCACUGUACCUUACUGAAGGUUACCAAUGUAUGCCUUUUCAGGCUCUCGCCUUGACGCACUUCUUAAAAUAUGUACAAGCUUGGUUUGCUGCUAUUGUACAGAACAAGGUCAUAUCACUGUAUACUACUGUAUGAAAUGAUGCAGCUUUGGCUUUGUGAAUUGUGUGAGGAAGAAUAUGUCUCGUUUGUUUGCUUUGGA
This is a messenger RNA of Phragmites australis (common reed), 2435 nucleotides long. Its product is annotated as transcription factor bHLH144-like. Bases 969 to 1700 code for a protein of 243 amino acids. The record is from RefSeq and is a predicted model, not a curated record. The transcript has 4 exons. Gene Ontology annotation, molecular function: protein dimerization activity. Lineage: Eukaryota; Viridiplantae; Streptophyta; Magnoliopsida; Poales; Poaceae.